AUGUCAUCGAAUCCUGGUGAACCUAAGAGUCGUGCCCGGACAGACUUUUUGCUCAACAAUGAAGCAGAGGUUCAGAAGUUUUGGGAUGAGAACAAGGUUUUUGAGGCUGAUCCUGGCAAUGAGCCUCCAAGCCCUGGGGAAAAAUUCUUUGGGAACUUUCCAUACCCUUACAUGAAUGGCUUGCUGCAUCUGGGCCAUGCCUUCUCGUUGUCCAAGCUUGAGUUCGGUGCUGCAUACCACAGGCUUCGUGGCUCCAAUGUCCUUUUGCCCUUUGCUUUCCACUGCACUGGAAUGCCCAUCAAGGCCUCAGCUGAUAAACUUGCUAGGGAAAUCCAACAGUAUGGAUAUCCUCCAGUGUUUCCCGCGGCAGAGGGUUCUAGUGCUGCAGUGGCAGAUGCUAUCCAGGCUGACCAGGCUGAUGUUGUUGCCCCGGAUAAAUUUAAGGGGAAGAAGUCCAAGGCUACUGCAAAGGCUGGUGCACACAAGUACCAGUGGGAGAUCAUGAAGAGCUUUGGUCUAGAUGAUGAAGAGAUUGCCAGAUUUCAAGAUCCUUAUCACUGGUUGACUCACUUCCCUCCUUUGGCAAAGGAGGUUCUCAAGAAAUUUGGCUUGGGUUGCGACUGGAGGAGGUCAUUCAUAACUACUGACAUGAAUCCAUACUAUGAUGCUUUUGUCAAGUGGCAGAUGAGGAAGCUGAAGAAAUUGGGCAAGGUUGUUAAAGACAAGAGGUACACGAUCUACUCUCCGUUCGAUGGCCAACCUUGUGCUGGUCAUGAUAGAGUAACAGGUGAAACUGUGCAGCCACAAGAGUACGUAUUGAUUAAAAUGGAGGUGAUAUCACCUUUUCCUCCCAAGCUGAAGGCGUUGGAAGGAAGGAAGACAAAUUGCUGGGUGCUUCCUGAUGGAAUGUAUGGUACUUUUGAGAUCAACGACACUGAUGUCUUCAUCCUUACAGCAAGGUCUGCUCUUAAUCUUGCAUACCAACACCUAUCCAGGAUCCCAGAAAAAACAACCUGCUUAUGUGAGCUGUCUGGCAAUGAUUUGAUUUGUUUGCCACCGAAAUCUCCUCUUGCCUUCAACGAAACCAUAUAUGUUCUUCCAAUGCUCACUGUCUUGACUGACAAAGGUACUGGCAUUGUGACUAGUGUUCCAAGUGAUUCACCUGAUGAUUUCAUGGCACUGCAAGCUUUAGUGACAAAGGCAGCAUUGAGAGCAAAGUAUGGAGUGAAAGAUGAGUGGGUUCUUCCUUAUGAUAUUGUACCAAUAAUCCACAUUCCUGAAUUUGGAGACAAGUCAGCAGAGAAGGUUUGUCAUGAUCUUAAGAUUAAAAGCCAGAACGACAAGGAGAAGCUUGCUGAAGCAAAAAGAAUGACAUAUCUGAAGGGAUUUACUGAUGGAACAAUGAUUGUUGGUGAGUUCAGUGGUAAAAAGGUUCAAGAAGUGAAGCCACUGAUUAAAAGCAAGCUUUUGGAAGAAGGCACAGCUGUGUUGUAUAGUGAGCCGGAGAAGAAGGUCAUGUCUAGAUCUGGUGAUGAAUGUGUUGUUGCCCUCACUGAUCAGUGGUACAUAAUUUAUGGUGAGGCUGAAUGGAAGCAGAAGGCAGUCAGAUGUUUGGCCCGCAUGAAUACAUUCUCAACUGACACCCGUAAUGGUUUUGAACACACAUUGGGCUGGCUGAACCAGUGGGCUUGUUCGCGUUCUUUUGGCCUUGGUACUCGAAUUCCAUGGGAUGAGCAGUUCCUUGUAGAAUCUCUCUCUGACUCAACCCUAUACAUGGCUUACUAUACAGUUGCACAUCUUUUGCAAAAUGCACUUCUUCCUGAGCACCAUUGGCCACUUGGUUUCCGCUGCAAUGGGCAUCUUAUGCUUAAUUCUGAGAAAAUGUCCAAGUCCACAGGGAAUUUCCUAACUCUCGAAGAUGCCAUCAAAAAGUGCUCUUCUGAUGCCACUAGAUAUGCCCUUGCUGAUGCUGGCGAUGGUAUGGAUGAUGCUAACUUUGUAACUAAAACUGCAAACUCUGGUGUUAUGAAGCUUACAAAAGAAAUUUCAUGGAUGGAAGAUAUUACAGCUGCUGAAUCUAAAUUAAGAGCUGGGCCGCCCACUACAUUUGCUGACCGUGUGUUUGCAAACGAGAUGAACAUUGCAAUCAAAGAAACUGAGAAGAGCUAUAAUGCUUUCAUGUUCAAAGAGGCCCUGACGUCUGGGUUCCAUGUCCUCCAAUUGGCUAGAGAUGAGUACAGGCUCUCUUGUGGCGCAGCAGGCAUGAACCGUGAUCUAUUGUGGCGAUUUAUGGAUGUCCAGACCAGGCUCAUCACCCCCAUCUGCCCACACUAUGCCGAGCACGUGUGGCAUAAGAUCAUGAAGAAAGAAGGCAUAGUAAUAAAAGCUGGCUGGCCAGACGCAGACACCCCACAUCCGACGCUGAGAAUUGCAAAUAAAUACUUGCAGGAUUCCAUAGUAUCGAUGAGGAAGCUGCUUCAGGAGCAAGAGUCUGGUUCCAAGAAGCCUAAGAAGGGAGCUGCACCAGCACCUCCAUCCGAGGAAAAGAAGAUGAGCAUUGGCCUUAUAUAUGUGAACGAGCACUACUCUGGCUGGAAAGAGCAGUGCUUGAGGGUGCUGCAGUCCAAGUUUGACAGCCAAAGUCGCUCUUUCGCACCUGAUCAGGAAAUAGCAGAAGCUCUGAAGGGGUGUCCUAUCGGGCAGGAAAUGGACUUGAAGCAAGUUCAGGAGCUGUGCAUGCCCUUCAUCAAGCUGAAGAAGGAUGCGGCAAGGGAUGUUGGUCCUCGGGCACUGGACUUGAAGCUUCCGUUCAGUGAGAUGGAUGUUCUCGGGGAGAACUUGGAGCCGAUCAAGAGGCAGCUGGGCCUUGAGCAUGUUGAGGUGCUCCCAGCGUCUGAUGAAGCUGUUCGCGCUAAGGCAGGUGAGCAUGCUUCGCUGCUAGAGGAAAAACCACCAUCACCCGGUAAACCCACCGCCAUCUUCCUCAGCAAACAGAGCUGA
Molecule: messenger RNA, 3000 nt
Organism: Miscanthus lutarioriparius
Lineage: Eukaryota; Viridiplantae; Streptophyta; Magnoliopsida; Poales; Poaceae
Source: the annotation of a GenBank genome assembly